Messenger RNA from Oppiella nova, 885 nucleotides. Lineage: Eukaryota; Metazoa; Arthropoda; Arachnida; Sarcoptiformes; Oppiidae. The record is from the annotation of a GenBank genome assembly.
AUGUCUGACCUAUUAGAGCUCACGCACUCGAUCAAAUGGUGUGACGAACCGAAUACCUGGGCUGUGAUCACCGGUUCUACUGAUGGCAUAGGUCUUGAAUACGCCAAACAAUUUGCCGCAAAGGGCUAUAAUCUGUUGCUUAUGAGCCGUAAUGCAAACAAAUUGACAAAAUCAUCACAUCCCAAAUGUCUGAUCCGAGCCCUGGCCGUCGACUUCUCUCAUAAUGAUAUCUACGCCACAAUUGCCGAAGAAAUUGCAGAUUUAGAUGAAAUACACGUUUUGGUGAACAACGUUGGUAUCACUUAUCCUAAUGAAUGUCCAGAAUAUUUCACAAAAAUCCCAAAUUUGAAUCAAUUUAUCGAAGCUAUGGUUAAUGUGAACAUAAUUUCCUGCACUCGACUGAUGGCUUUGAUUUUACCCCGAAUGGAGGCCAGAGGUCGGGGAGUCGUUAUAAACAUCUCUUCAUUUACGGCCAACUUUCCUACGCCUCUAUUGUCUCUGUAUUCCGCGACCAAAGUAUAUAUGGAUUAUCUCUCGCGAGCUCUUCAUGAAGAGUAUAAAUACAAAGGAAUCACAAUUCAAAGUGUUUUACCGUUUUAUGUGUCCACCAAAAUGACUAAAUAUAUCAAAACCUCACUCUUUAUACCAACUCCGGAACAAUACGUAAGAAGCGCUCUCAAGACGGUAGGGAUUGAAUCGCAAACAUCAGGCAUUUUUGGUCAUAAGUUGAUCACUAAUGGUCAGAGGAUUGUCGCCUAUUUAUUUGGCACUAAUUUCUUGAUGAGAUUGGCGUUAAUUCACUUCCAAGAGCUGAGACAACGAUUUUACGCCAACGAAGAUAUAAUUCAUUUGAAUUUCAAACUAUUUAUUCCGACAAAACCAUAA